Molecule: messenger RNA, 1221 nt
Organism: Anolis sagrei ordinatus
Lineage: Eukaryota; Metazoa; Chordata; Lepidosauria; Squamata; Anolidae
Product: carboxymethylenebutenolidase homolog
Molecular function (GO): hydrolase activity
Source: RefSeq, a predicted model, not a curated record
GUAGCCACCUUUUCCUCAUCACUACUGUGCAACUCCCAGAACAUCUGACAGGAAGAACAAGAGAGCAGAGCAACAAGUGAUAAAGUUGUUCUUAUCGGAGUUUUAAACAUCAGUUGACAUCUUACAAGUGUCUACCAUCCGAGAAGGAGUCUUCCCUGAAUUCAGAUCACAAUAUCUCCAAACCAGUUUUUUUCAUGACUAGUAAGGAUUUGCCUUUUCAAUAUGACAUUGGAAGAAGAAGCAAUUAUGUGGGCCGGGGCAAAGAAAUGCAAUUUGAUAAAAUCAACGCCUAUGUUUGCCAACCUGAUUACGACACGAACAAUGCGGUAAUUCUGGUUCAUGACAUAUAUGGAUGGCAAUUCCCGGAUACUAGAUAUAUUACUGAUAUAUUUGCAAGUAAUGGAUACAUAACCAUCUGCCCAGACUUUUUUCUAGGAAAAGCACCCUGGAAUCCUAAUAAUCAUUGGCACGAUUUUGCAGACUGGUUAAAGGAACGGGAUCCCAUGAAAGUGGACAAGACAACUGCUGUGUUUAUGAAGUGUCUAAAGGAAAAAUACAAAGCAAUGAAGAUUGGUGUUGUCGGUUUUUCCUGGGGUGGAAUGGCUGUACAUCACUUGAUGCUGAAAAAUCCUGAAUUCAAGGCUGGGAUAUCAGACUAUGGAAUAAUCAGGGACUCUGAAAAUAGAUACAAUUUGUUGAAUCCAACGUUUUUCGUUUUUGGUGGAAAUGAUCACACCAUUUCUCCUGAACAGGUUACUUUACUGGAAGGAAAACUGAAAGAAUAUUGUACAGUGGACUAUAAAGUUAAAGUUUAUCCUGGGCAAGUUCAUGGCUUUGCACAGUGUAAGCCCGAGGAUAUGAAGCCUGAAGAUGUACCUUUCAUGGAAGAAGCAAGAAUGGAUAUGAUUGACUGGCUGAAUAAAUACAUUAUGUUUUGAAAUUGAACCACAACUUAUAUCACUUUAUUCUACUUUAAUGUCACCAAGGCUGCUCCUUAGUAGAAGAGGAAGAAGAAAGAUCGAAAUACAAUAAAUUAUGCAAUAUUUGUAAAUAGUGGCCCUGAAGUAUUCUUAUCCUUGAAUGACAAACAUUCAAUAUUGAAGAUCUUUUCAGAAGCAUCAUGUCUUUUAAAAAACGUCGUUUGAGAGUCACUCAAUUCUUUCUGGCUUUUCUUCAAUGUCUGUGACACAUUAUCUUUCCCAGAAUAUAUUAAAGUUUAAU